This is a messenger RNA of Pleuronectes platessa (European plaice), 12773 nucleotides long. RefSeq names its product mucin-2. The transcript has 42 exons. The record is from RefSeq and is a predicted model, not a curated record. Gene Ontology annotation, molecular function: protein binding. Gene Ontology annotation, cellular component: extracellular matrix. Bases 52 to 12318 code for a protein of 4088 amino acids. NCBI's taxonomy places the organism in Eukaryota, Metazoa, Chordata, Actinopteri, Pleuronectiformes, Pleuronectidae.
UGAGGGUCGUACCGGUCGGCAACAACCUUCCCUCUCAGGACGAGGAGCAUCAUGAGGGCAGCCAGGGAGCAGCUGCAAUGGGUGGCACUAUGGGUCGCCGUCUGCUUUGGACUGUCUGCAGCCAACUCUGGCAUGGGUCAGACAGAAGCUAAAAUGCUAGUAGUCCCAGAGGUGAGAUCCUUCCACGAUGACGGCGUCUGCAGCACAUGGGGAAACUACCAUUUCAAAACGUUCGAUGGAGAUUUCUUCCAGCUUCCUUUCACCUGCAACUACGUCCUUGCGUCCGAGUGCGAAGGCAGUUUUGAAGAUUUCAAUGUUCAGCUCCAGCGACAGGUGACGAAUGGGGUUGUCUCCAUUAAGAGGGUCAUUAUGAAACUGGACGGGGUUAAAGUGGAAUUAGCCGACACUUCCAUCAAAGUCAACGAUAUACAUGUCUCUAUACCUUUCACUCAACCUGGCAUUUCAAUUGAAAGAACCGUUUCAUAUGUCAAACUCGAGGCAAAGCUGGGUCUGGUCCUCAUGUGGAAUGAAGAUGACGUCCUCUGGAUUGAGCUGGAUCCAAGAUACAGGAAUCAGACAUGUGGCCUGUGUGGUAACUUCAAUGGAGUCCAGGUUGAUGACAAGUCCAUCACAAUAGGGGAUUCUUCUGAAGAGUACGGGGAGGAAUGGGAAGAGAAUGAUCCCACUGAUAAGUGUGAAAAAAUCCCCUCUUCAGUUAUGCAGACCUGUGAAAAGCAGACGGACCUCUGUGAAAACCUGCUGUCAGGAACUGCCUUCCACAGCUGUCAAAACCUGGUCGAUACCCAUUCCUUUAUCAGAGCGUGUGUGAUGGACCUGUGCAGCUGUAACAGCAACAGUAGCUCCUGUUUGUGUUCCACCAUCUCAGAGUUCUCCCGUCAGUGCGCUCACGCAGGUGGAAAACCUCAGCAAUGGAAGACCACUCAGCUCUGUGCAAAAACGUGUCCGUUCAACAUGGAGUACAGAGAAUGUGGGAGUCCCUGCACUGACACCUGCAGCGACUCUCAGAGAAGCCAAGUGUGUGAUGAUCACUGCACCGAUGGAUGCUUCUGUCCAAAUGGGACCAUCUUUGAUGACAUCACACAAAGUGGGUGUGUUCCCUUUGACCAGUGCUCCUGUUUGCACAAUGGCAAGCCGUACGGUCCAGGGAAAUCCUACUCGAGGCCAUGUGGUGAAUGCACCUGCACCAGGGGUGAGUGGAGCUGUCAGGACGAUGACUGUCCCGGUAUCUGCUCCAUACUGGGAGGCUCUCACAUCUCCACCUAUGAUGACAAAACUUACACAUUCCAUGGAGAAUGCUCUUACGUUUUCUCCAAAGAAACUAACGGGACUUUCAGAGUCCUCGGUGAUAUGGCCAGAUGUGAUGUGAAGUCUGAUAAAUCAACUUGCCUGACUGCGGUCACGGUAAAGCUGGCAAAACAAAAGCAGAAGAUUAUAGUUAAAGCCGACGGACAGGUCUCAUAUAACAAGCAGAUCUCUCAACUGCCUCUUUUCACCGACGAUGUAACAAUCUUCAGUCCAUCAACAUUCUUUAUUGUGGUCCACACCACCUUCGGGCUCGAUGUUGAGAUUCAGCUCACGCCGGUUAUGCAGGUCUACAUCAAAGCCAGCGUGUCCAACAAGGGAAAACUUAAAGGUCUUUGCGGAGAUUUUAAUGACAAUCAAGCUGACGACUUCAGAUCCACAAGCGGACUGACCGAGGGAACAUGUAGGACAUUCGCCAACACAUGGAAGACCAGAGCCGGCUGCCCUGAUGUGUCAACCACGUUCGCGGAUCCCUGUAGCUAUAGCAUGGGCAAGGAGAGAUAUGCCAAACAAUGGUGUUCCCUGCUGUCAAAGCCAGGAGGGAUUUUCGCCAAAUGCCAUUCUGACGUAAACCCAGACAUCUAUGAGACUUCUUGUAUCUACGAUACAUGCGCCUGUAAAAACAGUGAGGAAUGCAUGUGUGCUGCCCUGUCCUCCUAUGUGCGAGCAUGCGCUGUUGCAGGUGUCUCACUGGACGGUUGGAGGACCACUGCAUGCGAUAAGUACACAAGGGGCUGCCCCUCUACUUUCGUGUAUGCCUACCAGAUGAAAAGCUGUGGACGCACCUGUCGCUCUCUCAGUCAUUCAGACUUAACAUGUGAGGUUGAGUUUACUCCUCUUGAUGGCUGCGGCUGUGCUGAAGGAAAGUACCUCAAUGAGAGGAGGGAGUGUGUGUCGGCCUCAAAAUGCUCCUGUCAUGUUGGGGACACAGUGGUGAGGCCCCAGCAGGCCAUUAAAGUCAAUGGAGAGACUUGCUCCUGCCACCAUGGAAAACUGAGCUGUAAAGGAAGUCCAAAACAUGAAUAUUGCACCGAUCCAAUGGUUUUCUUCAACUGCUCCACUGCAAACCGAAGUGAAAAGGGAACUGAGUGCCAGAGAAGCUGCCAGAAUCUGGAAACAGACUGUGUCAGUCCACAGUGUAUCUCAGGCUGCGUGUGUCCUGCUGGUUUGCUCUCUGAUGGCAAAGGAGCCUGUGUACAGGAGGAGGACUGUCCCUGUUCCUAUAACGGACAGUACUACAGUUCUGGACAGACUGUCACUGUAGACUGCAAUACCUGCACUUGCAGAAGCAGAAAAUGGACUUGCACAACUCAUGAAUGUGGUGGGACCUGUUCCAUGUAUGGAGAAGGGCAUUACAUGACGUUUGAUGAAAGGAGAUUCUCCUUUAAUGGGGAAUGUGGUUAUGUCUUCACCCAGGAUUACUGUGGGGACGAUAGGAAUGGCACCUUCAGGGUCCUGACUGAGAGCAUCCCAUGUGGAACAUCUGAAAGCAUCUGCUCUACUAAAAUCAGGCUCUACUUAGGGAACAAAGAAAUUAUUCUAACAGAAGAAAAUGUCCAAGUUGUCAAACAAAGCAAAGGGGUGGACAUACCCUAUCACAUCAACACUAUGGGUCUUUAUCUUGUCAUUGAGGCGAAGAAUGGCCUUGUUCUCAUGUGGAAUAAGAAGACGAUGUUGAUGAUCAAACUCAGCUCAGCAUUUAAGGGCAGAGUCUGUGGUCUGUGUGGAAAUUACGAUGGGAAUACAAAGAACGAUUUCACCACCAGAAACAAAGAAAUUGUGGUCAAUGACCUUGAGUUUGGAAACAGCUGGAAAUUGUCGCCUUCCUGCUCCAAUGCAAAUAUAUCAACAAAUCCCUGCAGUCUGUACUCACACAGGCGGGCAUGGGCAUUAAAACACUGCAACAUAAUCCACAGUGAAGUCUUUGCUGUCUGCCGUGAAAAGGUGGAUCCCAAAAACUACCAUGAUGCCUGUGUGAGAGACACAUGUGCCUGCAACACAGGAGGAGACUGUGAGUGUUUCUGCUCGGCUGUGGCAGCCUACGCCGCCGCCUGCAAUAAGGCUGGAGCCUGCGUGAAGUGGAGAACUCCCACAAUCUGCCCUCUGUUCUGUGAUUUUUACAACGCUGAUGGGGAGUGUGAGUGGCACUACAGCCCAUGUGGAAAACCUUGUAUGAAGACAUGCAGGAACCCCUCAGGGAAAUGUUACAACCACAUUCCAGCAUUAGAAGGCUGCUAUCCACAUUGCCCACUUGAACAACCUUAUUUGGAGGAAACUACCAUGAAGUGUGUGCCACAGGAGGAAUGCGGCUGCUACGAUGAUGAAGGGAAGCAUUAUGAAGAAGGGCAGGACAUGCCUACAAAAACAAACUGUCAACGCUGUAAUUGUUUUUCAACAAAGAGGAAAUGCAGCUAUGAUGUCCACGCUUGCAGAUGCUUAUAUGAUGGCAAAGAAUACAAGUUUGGAGAUAAGAUAUACGCCACAGAUGAUGGAGAUGGACACUGUAUCAAUGCUACCUGUGGAGAAGAAGGAAAUAUUACUAGAACAUUUGAAUAUUGCAUAACAACCACCCAGACACCAACCUUUAAUUUUACCACAACAGUAAAGCCAACAACCACUACAAUCACAACCACAACCACAGAGAAACCCCCCACCACUACAACCACAACCACAACCACAGAAAAACCCACCACCUCGACAACAACAACCACAGAGAAAACCCCCACCACUACAACCACAACCACAGAGAGACCCACUACCCCUACAACCACAACCACAGAAAAGCCCACCACCUCUACAACCACAACCACAGAGAGACCCACUACCACUACAACCACAACCACAGAGAAACCCCCCACAACUACAACAAUAACCACAGAAAAAUCCACAACUACUGAAACACCCAUAACAACCCCAAUUUCAACCACUACCACAGAGAAAUCCCCCACAACUACAACCACAACCACAGAGAAACCCCCCACAACAACCCCAAUCUCAACAACAAACCCCCCAACCACCACCGCUAAUUGCUUUGUUUGUAACUCGUCUGGUUGGAUCAACACGGGUUACCCUACAAAAACCUUAGAUGGUGGAGAUUAUGAAACUUUAGACAAUUUUACUUUUUGUAGGACACCUCUGGAGGUAAAAUGUAGAGCAAAAAGCUACCCAGAUACACCUCUGAAGGAUUUAGAUCAAAAAGUAACAUGCAACUCAACAGUCGGACUCAUCUGUCAUAACAAAGACCAGGGUCCACCUCCUCAUUGUUUGGACUAUGAAAUACAAGUCAAAUGUUGUACUUACAUGUGUUCCACUACAACCACUAUAACCACUACAACCUCAACCACAGAGGAACCCCCAACCACUACAACAACAACCACAGAGAGACCCACUACCCCUACAACCACAACCACAGAAAAGCCCACCACCACUACAACCACAACCACAGAGAAACAUCCCACCACUACAACCAUAACCACAGAAAAAUCCACAACUACUGAAACACCCACAACAACCACAAUCUCAACCACAACCACCACAACCCCUUCAACCACUACCACAGAGAAAUCCCCCACAACUAGAAUCACAACCACAGGGGAACCCCCCACCACUACAACAACAACCACAGAGAUACCCACUGCCACUACAUCCACAACCACAGAGAAACCCCCCACCACUACAACCAUAACCACAGACAAAUCCACAACUACUGAAACACCCACAACAACCCCAAUUUCAACCACAACCACCACAACUUCUUCAACCACUACCACAGAGAAACCCCCCACCUUUACAACAACAACCACAGAGAGACCCCCCACCACUACAACCAUAACCACAGAGAAACCCACUACCACUACAACCACAACCACAGAGAAACCCCCCACAACUACAACAAUAACCACAGAAAAAUCCACAACUACUGAAACACCCAUAACAACCCCAAUUUCAACCACUACCACAGAGAAAUCCCCCACAACUACAACCACAACCACAGAGAAACCCCCCACAACAACCACAAUCUCAACAACAAACCCCCCAACCACCACCGCCAAUUGCUUUGUUUGUAACUCGUCUGGUUGGAUCAACACGGGUUACCCUACAAAAACCUUAGAUGGUGGAGAUUAUGAAACUUUAGACAAUUUUACUUUUUGUAGGACACCUCUGGAGGUAAAAUGUAGAGCAAAAAGCUACCCAGAUACACCUCUGAAGGAUUUAGAUCAAAAAGUAACAUGCAACUCAACAGUCGGACUCAUCUGUCAUAACAAAGACCAGGGUCCACCUCCUCAUUGUUUGGACUAUGAAAUACAAGUCAAAUGUUGUACUUACAUGUGUUCCACUACAACCACUAUAACCACUACAACCUCAACCACAGAGGAACCCCCAACCACUACAACAACAACCACAGAGAGACCCACUACCCCUACAACCACAACCACAGAAAAGCCUACCACCACUACAACCACAACCACAGAGAAACAUCCCACCACUACAACCACAACCACAGAGAAACCCACUACAACCACAACCACAGAGAAACAUCCCACCACUAGAACCAUAACCACAGAAAAAUCCACAACUACUGAAACACCCACAACAACCACAAUCUCAACCACAACCACCACAACCCCUUCAACCACUACCACAGAGAAAUCCCCCACAACUACAAUCACAACCAUAGGGGAACCCCCCACCACUACAACAACAACCACAGAGAUACCCACUACCACUACAACCACAACCACAGAGAAACCCCCCACCACUACAACCAUAACCACAGACAAAUCCACAACUACUGAAACACCCACAACAACCCCAAUUUCAACCACAACCACCACAACUUCUUCAACCACUACCACAGAGAAACCCCCCACCUUUACAACAACAACCACAGAGAGACCCCCCACCACUACAACCAUAACCACAGAGAAACCCACUACCACUACAACCACAACCACAGAGAAACCCCCCACAACUACAACAAUAACCACAGAAAAAUCCACAACUACUGAAACACCCAUAACAACCCCAAUUUCAACCACUACCACAGAGAAAUCCCCCACAACUACAAUCACAACCACAGAGAAACCCCCCACAACAACCACAAUCUCAACAACAAACCCCCCAACCACCACCGCUAAUUGCUUUGUUUGUAACUCGUCUGGUUGGAUCAACACGGGUUACCCUACAAAAACCUUAGAUGGUGGAGAUUAUGAAACUUUAGACAAUUUUACUUUUUGUAGGACACCUCUGGAGGUAAAAUGUAGAGCAAAAAGCUACCCAGAUACACCUCUGAAGGAUUUAGAUCAAAAAGUAACAUGCAACUCAACAGUCGGACUCAUCUGUCAUAACAAAGACCAGGGUCCACCUCCUCAUUGUUUGGACUAUGAAAUACAAGUCAAAUGUUGUACUUACAUGUGUUCCACUACAACCACUAUAACCACUACAACCUCAACCACAGAGGAACCCCCAACCACUACAACAACAACCACAGAGAGACCCACUACCCCUACAACCACAACCACAGAAAAGCCCACCACCACUACAACCACAACCACAGAGAAACAUCCCACCACUACAACCAUAACCACAGAAAAAUCCACAACUACUGAAACACCCACAACAACCACAAUCUCAACCACAACCACCACAACCCCUUCAACCACUACCACAGAGAAAUCCCCCACAACUAGAAUCACAACCACAGGGGAACCCCCCACCACUACAACAACAACCACAGAGAUACCCACUGCCACUACAACCACAACCACAGAGAAACCCCCCACCACUACAACCAUAACCACAGACAAAUCCACAACUACUGAAACACCCACAACAACCCCAAUUUCAACCACAACCACCACAACUUCUUCAACCACUACCACAGAGAAACCCCCCACCUUUACAACAACAACCACAGAGAGACACCCCACCACUACAACCAUAACCACAGAGAAACCCACUACCACUACAACCACAACCACAGAGAAACCCCCCACAACUACAACAAUAACCACAGAAAAAUCCACAACUACUGAAACACCCAUAACAACCCCAAUUUCAACCACUACCACAGAGAAAUCCCCCACAACUACAACCACAACCACAGAGAAACCCCCCACAACAACCACAAUCUCAACAACAAACCCCCCAACCACCACCGCCAAUUGCUUUGUUUGUAACUCGUCUGGUUGGAUCAACACGGGUUACCCUACAAAAACCUUAGAUGGUGGAGAUUAUGAAACUUUAGACAAUUUUACUUUUUGUAGGACACCUCUGGAGGUAAAAUGUAGAGCAAAAAGCUACCCAGAUACACCUCUGAAGGAUUUAGAUCAAAAAGUAACAUGCAACUCAACAGUCGGACUCAUCUGUCAUAACAAAGACCAGGGUCCACCUCCUCAUUGUUUGGACUAUGAAAUACAAGUCAAAUGUUGUACUUACAUGUGUUCCACUACAACCACUAUAACCACUACAACCUCAACCACAGAGGAACCCCCAACCACUACAACAACAACCACAGAGAGACCCACUACCCCUACAACCACAACCACAGAAAAGCCCACCACCACUACAACCACAACCACAGAGAAACAUCCCACCACUACAACCACAACCACAGAGAAACCCACUACAACAACAACCACAGAGAAACCCCCCACCACUACAACCAUAACCACAGAAAAAUCCACAACUACUGAAACACCCACAACAACCACAAUCUCAACCACAACCACCACAACCCCUUCAACCACUACCACAGAGAAAUCCCCCACAACUACAAUCACAACCACAGGGGAACCCCCCACCACUACAACAACAACCACAGAGAUACCCACUACCACUACAACCACAACCACAGAGAAACCCCCCACCACUACAACCAUAACCACAGACAAAUCCACAACUACUGAAACACCCACAACAACCCCAAUUUCAACCACAACCACCACAACUUCUUCAACCACUACCACAGAGAAACCCCCCACCUUUACAACAACAACCAAAGAGAGACCCCCCACCACUACAACCAUAACCACAGAGAAACCCACUACCACUACAACCACAACCACAGAGAAACCCCCCACAACUACAACAAUAACCACAGAAAAAUCCACAACUACUGAAACACCCAUAACAACCCCAAUUUCAACCACUACCACAGAGAAAUCCCCCACAACUACAACCACAACCACAGAGAAACCCCCCACAACAACCACAAUCUCAACAACAAACCCCCCAACCACCACCGCUAAUUGCUUUGUUUGUAACUCGUCUGGUUGGAUCAACACGGGUUACCCUACAAAAACCUUAGAUGGUGGAGAUUAUGAAACUUUAGACAAUUUUACUUUUUGUAGGACACCUCUGGAGGUAAAAUGUAGAGCAAAACGCUACCCAGAUACACCUCUGAAGGAUUUAGAUCAAAAAGUAACAUGCAACUCAACAGUCGGACUCAUCUGUCAUAACAAAGACCAGGGUCCACCUCCUCAUUGUUUGGACUAUGAAAUACAAGUCAAAUGUUGUACUUACAUGUGUUCCACUACAACCACUAUAACCACUACAACCUCAACCACAGAGGAACCCCCAACCACUACAACAACAACCACAGAGAGACCCACUACCCCUACAACCACAACCACAGAAAAGCCCACCACCACUACAACCACAACCACAGAGAAACAUCCCACCACUACAACCACAACCACAGAGAAACCCACUACAACCACAACCACAGAGAAACAUCCCACCACUACAACCAUAACCACAGAAAAAUCCACAACUACUGAAACACCCACAACAACCACAAUCUCAACCACAACCACCACAACCCCUUCAACCACUACCACAGAGAAAUCCCCCACAACUACAAUCACAACCAUAGGGGAACCCCCCACCACUACAACAACAACCACAGAGGAACCCCCAACCACUACAACAACAACCACAGAGAGACCCACUACCCCUACAACCACAACCACAGAAAAGCCCACCACCACUACAACCACAACCACAGAGAAACAUCCCACCACUACAACCACAACCACAGAGAAACCCACUACAACAACAACCACAGAGAAACCCCCCACCACUACAACCAUAACCACAGAAAAAUCCACAACUACUGAAACACCCACAACAACCACAAUCUCAACCACAACCACCACAACCCCUUCAACCACUACCACAGAGAAAUCCCCCACAACUACAAUCACAACCACAGAGAAACCCCCCACCACUACAACAACAACCACAGAGAUACCCACUACCACUACAACCACAACCACAGAGAAACCCCCCACCACUACAACAACAACCACAGAGAUACCCACUACCAUUACAACCACAACCACAGAGAAACCCCCCACCACUACAACAACAACCACAGAGAUACCCCCCACCACUACAACCACAACCACAGAGAAACCCACUACAACCAUAACCACAGAGAAACCCCCCACCACUACAACAAUAACCACAGAAAAAUCCACAACUACUGAAACACCCACAACAACCACAAUCUCAACCACAACCACCACAGCCCCUUCAACCACAACCACAGAGAAACCCACUACAACCAUAACCACAGAGAAACCCCCCACCACUACAUCAUUAACCACAGAAAAAUCCACAACUACUGAAACACCCACAACAACCACAAUCUCAACCACAACCACCACAACCCCUUCAACCACUACCACAGAGAAAUCCCCCACAACUACAAUCACAACCACAGAGAAACCCCCCACCACUACAACAACAACCACAGAGAGACCCACUACCCCUACAACCACAACCACAGAAAAGCCCACCACUACUACAACCACAACCACAGAUAAACCCCCCACCACUACAACAACAACCACAGAGAUACCCACUACCACUACAACCACAACCACAGAGAGACACUCCACCACUACAACCACAACCACAAAGAAACCCACUACCAUUACAACCAUAACCACAGAAAAAUCUACAAUUACUGAAACACCCACAACAACCACAAUUUCAACAAAAACCACCACAGAGAAACCCACAAGCAGAUCUACAACAUGCUUCUGCAACUACCAGAAUCAGACUUUCUCCCCAGGGAGCUUCAUGUACAAUAAAACUGAUGGUGCUGGCUGGUGUUACACUUCAUAUUGCAAUUCAACAUGCAACGUUGAGAAGCUUGUCAGACCAUGUCACUCCACCACUCCACAAGCACCGACCAGCACGACGUCAAGCUCUGGCACUACAACACCAACUGGCUCAACGAAAGUUACAGGAUCCACAGUGACGCCUUUCCAAGACUGCUCAUAUCUGGAGCCACCCAGAAAGCAUGGAGAGACGUGGAAGCAAGACAAAUGCACCACAGCAACAUGUUAUAAUGGUACAGUACGAUCAGAUCGUACAGUAACAUGUGAUUCAGUGACCAAGCCUGUCUGUGAAAAUGAGUUCGAGCCACUCAAGGUCUAUGAUGAAACGGGCUGCUGUUAUCACUACGAAUGCAGAUGUGUCUGCAGUGGCUGGGGAGAUCCUCAUUAUAAGACAUUUGAUGGUCAAUAUUACAGCUUCCAGAAAAACUGCACAUACGUCCUGGUCAAAGAGAUCAUUCCCAGAUACGGUUUUAAGAUUAUUAUUGACAAUGAAAACUGUGACGCCUCAGGAACUGUGACCUGCACUAAAUCCUUGAGGGUGUAUUACAAAGAGUAUGACAUUAUUCUCACGCAGGAGAGGAUUCCCAAGUUCAUAAACAAGGUCUUCAUCAACGACCAGCGGGUUAUUCCAACCUACUCUAAUGAGGACCUCAGUAUUAAAAGUACAGGGAUCAAGCUGGAAUUGAGAAUCCCAGCAAUUGAAGCAUAUGUGAUGUUCAAAGGACUUUCAUACAGCGUUGAAUUGCCAUUUGCGCUGUUCCACAAUAACACAGAGGGACAAUGUGGUACCUGUGACAAUAACAAGACAAAUGACUGCAGAGUACUAAAGCCCACUACUCAUAUCUCGUGCCCUGAGAUGGCAGAACACUGGCGUGUAAACGAUACGAAAAAGGAUUAUUGCGAGAGGCCACCUACUGAUACAACACCCCCACCUGAAGUUGAAUGCGAUCAUGAUAUCUGCAACAUUUUGAACAGCACGGUGUUUGAGAAAUGCCACAAACUAGUCCCACCACAAUCCUUUUAUGAGGGCUGUAAAUUCGAUGUUUGCCAAAUGCCGAAUUCCAGCCUGGGUUGUUCCAGUCUGGAGACUUAUGCCACGAUGUGCGCCGAUGUUUCUGUCUGUGUAGACUGGAGGAAAGCUACGAAUGGACAGUGUGAUUAUACAUGUCCAGAAAAUAAAAUCUACAAACCUUGUGGACCAACGGCUGUGCCAACAUGCAAUGCAAGGUACAAUGACAAGUAUAUAGAACAAUGCCCAGGAGGAAAUCCUCCACACAACGAUCAAUUUGAUGGAUUCUUGGAGGGAUGCUUUUGUCCAGAGGGGACGACGCUGUUCAGUUCAAAAUUGGACGUUUGUGUCGACGCCUGUUGUACUGGACCUGAUGGCCAACCUAAACACCUUGGUGAGUCUUGGCAGGUUGGCUGUCAUCAGUGUGUGUGCACUGACGAGAUUGUUCAGUGUGAACCGCGAACUUGUCCCACUCAAGAACAAGUGACCUGUGCUGAGAAAGGUGCGGUGUUGGUGAACCGCACAGUGGACUGCUGUGAGAUUCUGACAUGUGAAACUCCUGGCCAGAGCUGUCAAAUGAACAGGACCUCCACCUACCUGAAGACAAAGAAUUGCACGUCAAUUGUGCCCGUGGAAAUGACAGCCUGUGAAGGAUCCUGUGGAGCCUCCUCGUCCAUGUACUCCGCAGAGCUCAACAGCAUGACACAUGCAUGCUCAUGCUGUAAAGAAAUGGCCUCCAGCGAGAAGGAAGUGGAGAUGAUCUGCUCUGAUGGAAGCAGUCUGAAGCACUCCUACAUUUCAGUUGACAAGUGCGGCUGUCAAGUCGCGGAAUGUUCUAAAAACGGCAAAGAAUAGUGGAAAAUGUUUGAAACUGGAAACUAAUCUCACUCAAAUAUUUUUUAACUUGAUUUUGAAAAAUUCUACUUUAUUUACUUCGAGCUGUUCCACCUUCAUGUUUCAUGUCUUCCUAGGAUGAUUCAAAUGUUUCCUACAUAUGUAGACACUUGGUCUUUUAACCUUUAGAGUACCUGCAUUUGUUUAAAGUGAGGCCUCUCUCGCUUCAUGACGAUAGCACAGGCUGGUGUCAUGUUCUCUUUUAACUUUUUCCAAACAUCAUAGGAUGUUUUUCUGUCUAAGAGGGUCUUUAUUCCAAUACCUCAAGAGAAACAAUUAGAUAUAAUGUAUACUGCAUAAUGUUUUGCAGUUUUUAUGUUUUUGGUGAAAGGUUUUUCCAACAUCUGAUCACUUACCGUUCUGUCAAAUAUGAAAAUCUUCAGUGCUAAUAAAACUACUAAUGAUCAUGCAUUCUA